This is a messenger RNA of Pleurotus ostreatus (oyster mushroom), 1365 nucleotides long. RefSeq lists its product as uncharacterized. The record is from RefSeq and is a predicted model, not a curated record. The transcript has 7 exons. Bases 1 to 1365 code for a protein of 454 amino acids. NCBI's taxonomy places the organism in Eukaryota, Fungi, Basidiomycota, Agaricomycetes, Agaricales, Pleurotaceae.
AUGACUUCUAGGCGCUCCACUCGCAUGGCUUCCAAAAAGUCUACCGACGCUCAUCCCUCUUCAGACCCAGCACAAGAGCCAGCGCAACUUGCACCAAUAGCCUUCGCUGAAGCUCUGCCUGGACUCCAGAGGAAAAUAGAACACAAACGACAGCAAAGCUCGGAAACCGAGAUCGCCAAAGAGCUUCUGGAGACAGCUGAGACAGCACAAGAACUUGCUACACCUGGGCUUCCCCCGCUUCAAAGCAAAACAGAACACAAACGACAGCAAAGUUCGGAGACUGAGGUCGCCCAACAGCUUUUGGAGGUAGCUGCAGGGAUCAUUGAAGGUGUUAGCGCUAAUUUGGUAAAAGACGGUGUGUUGAAUUUGGACGAGGUGAGCAACCUCGAAACGGCAGCAAAAGAGACAGUGGAAGUCAUCAAAUCCAUUGCAAAAUUCGUCAAAGAGCACGAAGGAUGGGAUGUCCAGGCUGUCUCAUUCUCCCGUAUGAGGAACAAGCAUCUUCUACGGCUUGGGGUCUCUACUUUACACACCGUAACAUGCAAGGCCUUUGCAGGAUUCCUCCUCGAGAUGGAGCGUGAAGCCAGCAAAGAAGUCCAGAAUGCCAUGGCGAUCUGGGAUCCCAACCCUCUGGGAGAAUCAAUCGCGGUGUGGGAGAAGCACGCCGGUGGUGGGACCGAGGCGUGCAGUGGUUUAGUGGUUAACCAGUUCAUCUACUCCUUGAUUGUUUUCUGCCAUCCCCUUGACCGGUCUUCAAAUGUAUUUCCCGAGCUCACACUUGCCAAGGCGGGGAACUCGCCUGCUUCAUUUAUCAACAAUGACAAGAGAAAGGCGACAUUUCUGACAGGAUCCACCGACUAUGGGGUCAUUACACUUCAAUGGGACCGGCCGCACCUUACGGAAGAGGCUGAGGAAGUAACAACCCUACUUAGUGCGAGCACGUUAUCCGAUGUCCUCAACGCUCGACGUCAUAUGAAAAAGGACUCAAAUUUGGUUAUAAUUGAGGUGAAAAACCCAAACGAGCCGUUGCGCGCUCAUAUACCACAAGCAGUGGGAGAGGCUAUGGCAGGGAUCGAAGUGGUGAAGAAGAUGAAACUCACCAGCAAUCACUCGCUCUCAUUCGCGUUAACCAACGGAAGACAAUGGAUAUUUGGUGCAAUAAAUGAAUCUGCCGACUCUAUGGACUAUGCCUGCUAUCUGACUGAGACACUGUCAGCGCCAAGUUUCAGUAUCGAAGCUCAGUCUAAGGCCCUGUUCUUCUGGGCAAUUUUGACAUUGUUCUUUUCAAAGGCUACUAGCAGUGGUGCAACCCUAUGCAGUGGUUUGCGAGGCGUGGCCUCUACGAAAGAAAAUCUACAACGAUGA